Molecule: messenger RNA, 3111 nt
Organism: Odobenus rosmarus divergens (Pacific walrus)
Lineage: Eukaryota; Metazoa; Chordata; Mammalia; Carnivora; Odobenidae
Product: zinc finger protein 252-like
Exons: 5
Coding region: 192-2834 (880 amino acids)
Biological process (GO): regulation of transcription by RNA polymerase II
Molecular function (GO): RNA polymerase II cis-regulatory region sequence-specific DNA binding; DNA-binding transcription factor activity, RNA polymerase II-specific
Source: RefSeq, a predicted model, not a curated record
UGUCCGGGCGCUCGGGCUCCGGCGGUCUGGCGUCUGAGAGCCGCACCUCCGCCCGAGCCCGCGGCGAACCUCUUGAGAUCCAGGCACAGAAGUCUCAGUGUUGCUGUGAAAAGCAGGCUGGUCACACUCCAUUACAGUCUUCCCUCUCUCUGCAGUUUUGCCCACCUCCUUGGGGCAAGCUAAGAGAUCCAAUGAUGGCUGUCAAGCAGCUCCUUCCUGCUGGGCCCCAGGUCUUAGUUUCCUUUGAGGACGUGGCUGUGUUCCUCUCCCAGGAGGAGUGGGGCUGUCUGGGCCCUGCUCAGAGGGGCCUCUACAGUAAUGUGAUGCUGGAGACCUACAGAAACCUGAUCUCACUGGGACUUCAAGAUUCCAAACCUGAUGUCAUCUCCAGGCUGGAGAAGGGGGAAGAGCCAUGGGCCCCAUACUCACCGAGAAUUGAGGAGGGCUGGAUCCGGAGUCACAGGAGUGAAAGUUUUGAGUCUCAGACGGGAAAGAAGGGAUUGACUCCAAAACAGGAAAUUUCCAAAGCAGUGGGAUCCCAGAGAGCAAAAUCAGAAGAACAUGUAAGGAAUAUUUCCAAAGAACCUGAUUUUCAAGAGAUGAGUAAAACUGAGGGAAAGUUAAAGAACUGCUGGAGAAAAUCUGUGGAGGAAAGACUUACGAAAUCCUUCUCCCAGAAGAACAAUUCCAGGCCAGUGACAUUGACAUGUAGGAAAACCCCUAUUGGAGGGGAAGGCCAGAAAUCCAGUUCUGUGGAGGUAAACUGCACUGCAGACCCAAACUCUUUUGGAUUUCAUAGAGCAUCUAGAGGGGAGAGUCUCCACCAGAAUGUGCCAUGUAUGGAUGACUUUCAACAAAGUCAGGACCUCAUUAAUCUCCAGUGUUUCCAUCUAGGAGAAAUAGCCUGUCAGACAGAUGUGUUUAUGAAAGUGCCCAGGCAGAGUUCAGUUCUUAGUGAGAAUCAGAGGGUUAACAAUCCAGAGAAAUCCUUUGAGCGUACUGAGUGUGGAAUACCUUUCAGCCUGAAUACAGCACUUUCUCGGCAUCAGAGAAGUCACGCUGGAGAGAAGCCCUGUGAGUGUAGUAGAUGUGGAAAAAUUUCCCGCCACUGCUCUGUCCUCAGCCAACAUCAGAGAGUUCACUGUGGAGAGAAGCCCCACACUUGUGCUGAGUGUGGCAAAUCUUUCAGGGCUCAUUCCUAUUUCAUUCAGCUCCAUAACACUUACACUGGAGAAAGACCUUAUGAAUGCAGUGAAUGUGGGAAACCUUUCAGUGCAUGUUCAUCUUACAGUCAACAUCUUAAAAUUCAUAUGGGGCAGAAACGUCAUGAGUGUAAUCAGUGUGGGAAAGCCUUUAGUAAUAGCUCUAACCUGAUUCAUCGUCAGAGAAUUCAUAUUGGAGAGAAACCAUACAAGUGUAAGGAAUGUGGGAAGGCUUUCAGUAGACACUCACACCUCUUUCAGCAUGAGAGAACUCAUUCUGGAGAGAAACCUUAUAACUGUACUGAGUGCGGCAAAGCCUUCAGUGCAGGAUUAUCUCUCAUUCAACAUCAGAGAACUCACACAGGAGAAAAACCCUAUGAAUGCAAUGAAUGUGGGAAAUCCUUUAGCCUGAACCGAACGCUUACUGUUCAUCAGAGAAUUCACACUGGAGAGAAACCUUAUAGGUGUAAUGAAUGCGGAAAAUCCUUCAGUCAGCACUCCCAAGUCAUUCAGCACAAGAGAAUUCAUACUGGAGAGAAGCCUUACAUUUGCAAUGAGUGUGGAAAAUCAUUCAGUGCUCGCCUGUCCCUCAUCCAGCAUCAGAGAAUUCACACCGGAGAAAAACCUUAUGGAUGCAGUGAGUGUGGGAAAACCUUCAGCCAAAAGGGACAUCUGAUUCAGCAUCAGCGAAUUCACACUGGAGAGAAACCCUAUGAGUGUAAUGAGUGUGGAAAAGCCUUCAGCCAGAGUUUUAAUCUUAUUCAUCAUCAAAGGACACACAGUGGUGAGAAGCCCUAUGAAUGUAAUGAGUGUGAUAAAGCUUUCAGUGUGCUCUCUUCCCUUGUUCAACAUCAGAGAGUCCAUAAUGGUGAGAAGCCCUAUGAGUGUCACAAAUGUGGGAAGGCCUUUAGCCAGGGCUCACACCUCAUUCAGCAUCAGAGGAGCCACACUGGAGAGAAACCCUAUGAGUGUAACAAGUGUGGGAAAACCUUUGGGCAGAUAUCCACCCUAAUUAAGCAUGAGAGAACACACAAUGGAGAGAAACCCUAUGAGUGUGGUGACUGUGGGAAAGCCUUCAGCCAGAGCGCACACCUCGUCCGCCAUCGAAGGAUUCACACUGGAGAGAAUCCCUACGAGUGCAGUGACUGUGGGAAGGCCUUCAACGUCCGCUCCUCUCUCGUCCAGCAUCACAGAACUCAUACGGGGGAGAAGCCUUAUGAAUGUGAGGAGUGUGGCAAGGCCUUCAGUCAGCAUUCACAAUUUAUGCAGCAUCAGAGGAUUCACACUGGAGAGAAACCCUACAUAUGCAAUGAAUGUGAGAAAGCCUUCAGUGCACGUUUAUCCCUUAUCCAACACAAGAGAAUUCACACAGGAGAGAAACCUUACAAAUGCACUGAAUGUGGAAAGUCCUUCAGACAAAGCUCUCACCUUAUUCGACAUCAGAGAGUUCACAGUGGAGAGCGACCUUAUGUGUGUAAUGAAUGUGGGAAAACUUUUAGUCAGAGAAUAACUCUUACCAGUCAUGAGAAAAUUCACACUGGAGCGCAAGCCUAUAAGUGUAUUAAAUGUGGGGCCCUCUUUAGUGCACAGGCAGCAUUCAUUCAGCACCAUAAAGUUCACAGUGGAGAAUAACUGCUUUAUUCGAUAAAGUCUUCACCGUUGUUACAUCAGGAGCAGUAUACUGAUGGGAAAGCCGUCGCUUUUACAACUUUCAUUUUGGAGAUUCAUCUCUAGUGAUUUAACAAUCUCCCAGUGCACUGUUAACUGAGGGCAGGCUGCCAAAUUAUGUGGUAAAAAUUCCAAGGUCACAUGCCUUUCCUGAUUCAGAGGGUGGCCCUGUACUUAAGUACUUGAAAUGAACACAAUUUAAUUACACUUAAGAUUGUGUUUUCAUAGCCCCAGACCUUAA